UUUUAUACCAAUCCAGUGAUCCACCAAAGUCCCUCAUCAGCUUCUCCGAAAAGCGCUUUUCCUUAGCCCCGACUCCGAAAAGCCAAAAGCAGUUACUUGAAACAACGAAGAAGAAACCGUGAGAUGAUAAUUUUUUUUUUUAAAAAAAAUAACGAACAAAGAAAGAAAAAAAAGAAAAAAAAAAAAGAUCCAUCGAUCCUUCGUGUGUCGUUCGAUCGACGACGAUGAGGAAGCAGCUCUCGACGCGCUUCCGAUCCACCAAACCCGCCUCUCAUCGGCUUCCCCCAAAAGCGCUUUCUCCCACCGCAGUUGCUUCCUCUCCCUCGUCCUCGUCUUCGUCCUCGUCUCUCACCCCCGGUCGCGGGGGACGAAGAAGCCGAUGCCCUAAAAGCGAAUGGUGCGUCUACCUCAUCCUCUCAUCCCGAUUGAACCGCUCCUACGUCGGGGUCACCACGAAUUUCGUGCGCCGUUUGAAACAACAUAACGGCGAGAUCAAAGGCGGGGCGAAAGCUGCAUCUGCAGGAAGGCCUUGGUCUCUUGCAUGCAUCAUCCGAGGAUUCGUGGACCGAAGCGAAGCGUGCAGGUUUGAAUCCCUGUGGAAGAGCAUCUCGAGAAAAAUGUCGCGGAAAAAGAAAGAAGAAAAUGCUGUAAAUCCGGUUUUGCAGCAUAGAGAAGCUGCUUUGAACAGAGUCAAAACAGAAUUUGAUUGCAGCUGCUUAGGAAUUGAGUGGCAAAGUCCAGCUCUGAAUUGAUUUGCUUGCUUAUUGUGCUGAGCAAUGUAUGUGUAUUUUUGAUUCAUUCUGUACUAGUAACUUUUCUUUCUUUUUUUUGAAAGUUUGGGCUCAUGCGGACGAGCAUAUAAUUUAAAAAUAAGAUCUCCCUUUAUUUAUAAGAUUUCAAGUUUAUAAUAUAAUAACUAGUACUUCA
Molecule: messenger RNA, 927 nt
Organism: Ananas comosus (pineapple)
Lineage: Eukaryota; Viridiplantae; Streptophyta; Magnoliopsida; Poales; Bromeliaceae
Product: structure-specific endonuclease subunit slx1
Exons: 3
Coding region: 225-752 (175 amino acids)
Biological process (GO): double-strand break repair via homologous recombination
Cellular component (GO): Slx1-Slx4 complex
Molecular function (GO): crossover junction DNA endonuclease activity; 5'-flap endonuclease activity
Source: RefSeq, a predicted model, not a curated record